AUGGCAAGUGACAAUUUGCCUUUUCCUGAAUUGGUAGCUGAUGCAACAUCUGCUGAGGUCCGCUUGAUCUUAGGAAUUCCAUUGGAGCUACCUCUCGAGUUACGUCGCAAAAUUUGGCAUAUCUAUCUUGGUCCGCAGCUUGGCCGGAUUAUCGAGAUCGAGUGGGAUUCGACUCAUCCCGUUGACAAGCAUCAUGGAUAUAGAGCAACAAAGAUAUCUUCUCAGGCCCCUUUGGACUUACGGGAUCCUAUUUGUCGAGAUACUCGGAAUGAAAUUUUGAGAAAAUAUCAGCUUUGGCGUUUCGAUAAUCGUCCUGAAGGGCAUGACCCACCAUCUCGACUUACGUAUUUUGACUCUUCUAUCGAUACCAUCUACUUCGGUUACAGGACUUGUUUGGUAGAUGAAAAGGUCACAUUCCGCCCCGCUAGAUACAAUGGCGCCCACCAGCAACGAAGAGACUUGCAUAAUUUAAGAAGCAUUAAUGAGAUAAGACUUGGUCAAUCUCAAUUCCAACACUGGACAGUACAUAGCCAGCCAAAAUUUCAUUUUGUUCGCUUAUCCGAACGCGCCGAACCUGGCAAAGUAUAUGACGACCUGGAAUUGAUGAGAAGUCGAGAUACCUUAUCCGACUGGAAACGUUACAAGAAAGAUGUAAUGAAAUUAUCAAGUCGACACUGUCGAAUCAGGAUAUCCUCUAGUCAUUUCCCUGUGCUUGAGUUAUAUGGUACAAAAGAGGCAAACUUCUCUGUGAAGAAAACCAUCUUGCUCAAACCGGGAACUAUUGACGAAGAAAGAAAUGGCAAUCACUUUCGUGCAUUCACUGAUGAUAUGUGGAAUGACUGGAACUUCAGGUUCGGGUAUUAA
Molecule: messenger RNA, 864 nt
Organism: Botrytis porri
Lineage: Eukaryota; Fungi; Ascomycota; Leotiomycetes; Helotiales; Sclerotiniaceae
Exons: 4
Coding region: 1-864 (287 amino acids)
Source: RefSeq, a predicted model, not a curated record